CCUCCUCGUCGUGUGCAUUGCAACUACAGAGCGGAGCAGUGGAGGAAACCCCCAUCGGAUCUGGCCAUUUAUAUACAUACAUUUCUUUUUCCCAUCUCCACCGCGCCGCUGCUGAGUGGGGAUCGCACCAACUAGUGAGUCUGAGAUGGUGAAGAACCCAGGAGAGGAUUAGUAAUUGGGCACGAUUUGCGUAAAAGUCAGCUGUUAGAUUUUGGGAGGGGGAGACCAUUUACCAGCUUCGCCCCCAAUCGUUUUGAUAUACAUUUUUUUAUUGGUUGUAGUAGUGUUUUUUAUUUUAUUUCUACCCAUCACACGCUUUAUUUCAAGCGCGCAAAGUCACAUCUGCGUAGGAGAGCGCUUGGCGCACUUCUCCCCCAAAUGACAGAGACAAGAUCUCCAUUAUUCUGUUUGGAUUUAAACUGGACGACUGGCUGAAUGGGUGACCUCGCCGAAACACAGACUACCACUGGCUUCUACCCAUUUUAUGGAAACGUGUUUUCUCUAUUGACCUGGAGUUGUGAUCUCCAAAGCCUUCCCCACUGACUGACAAACGGCGUCGUACCAUUUUGGAAUCGAGUUGAAGGCUGUGAGGACGGGGGGGAAGAUGAGACCUCCCAGCCCUCUGCUGAUCCUGCUGUACGUCACGCUGUCCAAGAGUGUAAAGGUGGUCUCUAAGAGAGGCUCAGUGGACGGCUGUACAGAUUGGUCAGUGGACUACCUUAAGUACCGAGUGCUGCAGGGUGAGCCGGUGCGGCUGAAGUGCGCACUGUUCUAUGGUUACAUCCGGGCCAACUACAGCCAGGCACAGAGUGUGGGCCUCAGCCUCAUGUGGUAUCGCAGCUCUGGCCUGGGCCACAGCGACUUUGAGGAGCCCAUCUCUUUCGACGGUAUACGUAUGAGCAAGGAGGAGGAUGCCAUCUGGUUCAGACCUGCUGACCUCCAGGAUGCGGGACUCUACUCUUGCGUCUUACGGAACUCCACGUACUGCAUGAAGGUGUCUAUGUCUCUGACUGUGGCAGAGAAUGACACAAACCUGUGCUUCAACUCCAAUAUGAGACGAACUGAGAAGGCUGAGCUCAGCAAGAGCAAAGACAUCCUCUGUCCUGACAUAGAUGACUAUGUUGAACCUGGCAAAGGGCCGGACAUCAUCUGGUACAAGGAGUGCCGUCCAAAGCAGUGGCGCGCCAGUAUCAUCCAGAAGAGAGACAUUCUGUCUAUACAGGAGGUAAAGGAAGAUGACAUUGGGAAUUACACCUGUGAAGUCCAGUUUGGUGGCUUUGUGGUCAGGAGGACAACAGAACUCACAGUCACUGCACCUUUGACCGACAAACCGCCAAAGAUCCUGUUUCCCUCGGAAAACAAGAUUAGCAACAUGGAGCUGCAGCUAGGAAGUGCUUUGAACCUGACUUGCCGCGCAUUUUUUGGCUACAGCGGUGACGUCAGCCCACUCAUCUACUGGAUGAAGGGAGAGAAGUUCAUAGAGGACUUGGACGAAGAGAGAGUCCAGGAAAGCGACAUCAAGCUUGUCAAGGAGCAUCUUGGUGAGCAGGAAGUGGCCAUUUCCUUGACUAUUGACUCCUUGGAGGAGGAUGACCUGGGAAAUUAUUCCUGUUAUGUGGAAAAUGGUAACGGCCGUCGCCAAGCUACCAUCCAGCUCCUCAGGCAGGCAGAGCUCAUGUACACCGUGGAGCUGGCAGGAGGACUAGGAGCCAUCCUGCUGCUACUCAUCUUCCUCAUCUCCCUUUAUAAAUGCUACAAGAUAGAGCUGAUGCUUUUCUAUAGGAGGCACUUUGGCAGCGAAGAUGUGGAUGGAGAAAACAAAGACUACGAUGCGUACCUGUCCUACACCAAAGUGGACCCUGACCAGUGGAGUCAGGAGACCAGGGAAGAGGAACGCUUUGCCCUGGAGAUCCUCCCUGAUGUCCUGGAGAAACAUUAUGGCUACAAACUCUUCAUCCCAGAUCGAGACCUCAUUCCAACAGGAAGUCUCACCAAUGAGCAUUACCAGGAUGACACACGACUCUUUGGAGCCUACAUAGAGGAUGUGGCGCGUUGCGUGGACCAGAGCAAACGCCUCAUUAUAGUUAUGACACCCAACUAUGUCGUGCGGCGAGGCUGGAGCAUCUUUGAACUGGAGACGCGGUUGCGCAACAUGCUGGUGACUGGUGAGAUCAAAGUCAUCCUGAUUGAGUGUGCCGAGUUGCGCGGCAUCAUGAACUACCAGGAGGUAGAGGCUCUCAAGCAUACCAUUAAAACCCUUACUGUCAUCAAGUGGCGCGGCCCCAAGAGCAACAAGCUCAACUCCAAGUUCUGGAAGCAGCUGCAGUACGAGAUGCCGUUCAGGCGUACAGAGCCCAUGCUCACUCACGAGCCUGCGCUGGACGUCAGCGAGCAGGGCCCCUUUGGAGAGCUGCAGACCGUCUCUGCCAUUUCCAUGGCAGCAGCCACCUCCACUGCCAUGGCCACCGCCCACCCAGAGCUGCGCUCCACGUUCCACAACACCUACCACACCACCAUGAGGCAGAAACACUACUACCGCAGCUACGAGUAUGACAUACCCCCUGGAGGGACCCUACCACCUCUCUCCUCUCUGGGGAACCAGCACACCUACUGCAACAUCCCACUUACACUGCUGAACGGACAGAGGCCUCCUGGGAAGAGCCGAGAGCACAGCCUGGAGGAGGCACAUGCUAACAAUGCCAUGCUCCCUCUGCUGCCAAGAGAAACCAGCAUUUCCAGCGUCAUCUGGUAAUGAUGAACAGUCAGGGUCAGACAUGGCAGGCUCAGUCUGGUUGCUCUUAGAAACACAGUUUAUGGUCGUGAUUAUGGUGGAUAAGUGUUUUGGAUCCAUUUGGUUCCAACUGGUAUUUGGACACAGUUUCCCUUGUUUUUUUCAAGUGGACACCGCCUCUGAGGAUGUUUUCUAUGUGGAACUCAAGGAUAUAUAAUAAAGACACUGUUUUACCAACUAGUGAGAUACGAACUCGCAAGAACUCCACAUUAAAGGACCUACACACUAUGGCAAUUGUGCACACCCCUGCAGACACAUACACACACAAAUGUCCAUACAUACAAACAAAAGGAAAACAGGGUCUUGUACAUAUAUUUCAAUUUAUUUGUAGCAUCAGUGUUUUCCUGUUUUUUCCUUAUUUGUUUUAUUCAAUUUAAAAUGUUUGUUGCCUUCUCUACUGUAGGACUUUGCUUUAACUUGUUAUACAGAGUUGUAUAUUUUUUAUUGGUUUUUCUUUUUUGUUUGUUUUUUAUUCUAAUUUCAAUAUGCUUGUUUGGAAAGCCAGUAUGUCAUAUACCUGCGCUGUUGUGUUUUUUGUUUGUUUGUUUGUUUGUUUUUAAAUCCUUGUGUAGUUUAAGAAAACAUUUUUUUACAUUUUUGCAAUUGCCUGGACAUUUCAGGAGCUUCAAGGAGCUGAAACUUCUCUUUGUUUACCUGUAAAAGGUGUAUCUAGUUUAAAAGUAAACUCUCUUUUAAAAAAAUCAUAGAAUAUGCAAAAAGAAGGAGGAACUGGCAAAAAAGUACCGUCCUGUGGGACCGAGAAGGAGGAGCAGUUGGGGGGCCGUGCUAGUCCUCUCCAAUCAGAUAGACCGAUAGACUGGCAGAUCUCUCUCUAAAGCUUCAUAUUUUCUAUUGAAACAAACAGCCUUGCUGUUUUAGAGUGAUAGUGAAAUGCCUCACCUUAAAAAUAAAUCUGUAGAUUAUUUUAAAAAGAAUUCUAUUUUUAUAACUGAAAAAAGUUUGCUUGAGAAGUCAUACUUAUUUGCAUUUCAUCUACCAUAGAAAGGGGAUUUGUGUAUAAGUGUUAUGCUGGUUUUGUACACUUGCAAUGUGGUUCCUGGUUUGUCAAGAGGUGGCUUUUGAAUCCCACAUGAAAAAAUAUGUCCUCUACUCUUCUAGAUUCAAAAGUAAAGCAUUUUUAAUGUUUUGGUUUUUAAAACAUAAUAUUAUUCCCAUCCUGAUAAUUACUUUGGUUCAUAUGGAUAGUUCAUGUUUAAGGAAAGAAAAGAAUACAUUUGUGUUUUGAAAGACUUUUUAAAUAUAUUUGAAGGUGUGAUUUUUGAGUAUGCAUAGCAAAUAGAUAUGUAUUCUAUAUAUAAUAUAGAUAUUUAUAUAAAUAUAUAAACACAAUUUUCACUUGGAAAGAAAUGUCUAUCUUUAUAGAAACACAAUCAUUAUCAGUUGCCCUUACUUUCUCACUGCACAUUAAAAACAUUGAUUUCCUUUUGUGUCCAACUUUGACCAUUUGUUGGCAGUAAUUCACAGCAUCUGCCUCACACACUGAUGAUGACACUCGUAAAAAUCCCCACCUGCUUUUCUGAUUAUUUUUGUAAAUAACUAACAAUAACUAGCCCUACAAUUUAUUGGAGGAUUAAAGGGUGGAAGUAACUAAUUACAUUUACUCAUGUUACUGUAACACAGUCGGUUUUUGUUUACUUUUUUAAAACCGUUACAGGGUAAACAAAAGUCCUGAUAAACUGCUGGGAAGGAUACUGAAGGAGCCAAAUCAGCAGCUGCAGCACGUUCACUAACUGAGUGUCAGAGCUGCAGUCGUAGCUGGACUGGUAAUAGCAGUGAAAAGUACAAAAAUGCGUUCAAUACAAUAUUCUAAAAUUAAGGAUCACGUCAUUAUGGGGUGAAGUUGUGGUUAGCAUUAUUGUACAUCGGCGUAAUUAAACAAGGUUGCAUCUACCUUAAUUAAUCACAGAUUUAAUGCAUCAUCCAGUCAGCACUUUACCCAAAUCAAACACACCCAUGAUGUUGCUCCAAUGGUGCACCUGGGUCUGGCUAAAGAAAACAUGCUAAAAUGCUCACAUGGAGUGGAUUCUCCACGAGUUUUGUGUUCACUUAAGAACUUUUACCUUCUGUGAGCUGUGUAAGUUUCUUCUGUGUGUGACAAUAAUCCCAGAAAACAGGUGCGACUCCAGUCUUUCAGCUCAAGUGUUAAAAACUUUGAGAAGGGCAGUGGGACAGAAAGGCCAGUGUGGACGGGAGAAUAAAUGAGCAGAAAAUUUUAACCUAGAGCAGGCUUAGAAGGACUUUGCAGUACACAAAGCUCUCAGAAAGUCAGUCUGACAGGUGAGUACAAUAAUAAAACUCACUGAUUGCUCUAACUCUCUACAGAUGAGAGCAUCAGCAACAGGUGUGGGUGUCUGCAUGUGUAAAAACUGCAGUUUCUCAUUUGCAUAUAUAGGCUAUGUGUGAUUUUGGCUGCAGUCGCUGUGGAGUAUGUUAUUUAUACAUCUCUGUGGUGUCUCCUUUGGUGAUGCUGUAUUCUACUACUGAUUCUAAAUAGAUGUCAGGAUGUUUAAUUGAUGGUGGCUUAAUAAUACUUGUUGCACUCACCGAGGUGUCCAUAGACUUUUACAAAGGCAU
Micropterus salmoides (largemouth bass) is the source of this 5386-nucleotide messenger RNA. RefSeq names its product interleukin 1 receptor accessory protein-like 1a (gene il1rapl1a). NCBI's taxonomy places the organism in Eukaryota, Metazoa, Chordata, Actinopteri, Centrarchiformes, Centrarchidae. The coding region runs from base 605 to 2752 and encodes 715 amino acids. The transcript is spliced from 12 exons. Gene Ontology annotation, biological process: negative regulation of exocytosis; signal transduction. The record is from RefSeq and is a predicted model, not a curated record.